CAAAGAUAAGGCCAUGAAAUGAAACGGACCCACCAAUCUUCUCGCUCACACAGCCCUGCACGAUUACGCCACCACUCUUGCAGCUGCCGCUGCCACCACCACCAGCAGCAGAACCACCGCCACCACCAUCACGACGUCAUCCACAGACACCGCACUCUUUCUUGUGGCUGUGCGGAGCAGACCCACUAAUGGCAGCUGUCGUCUCUCUCCCAUUCCCUCUUUUGUUUCCUUCUGGUUUGCACAUCCCUUUUCAACCUCCGCUUUAGCAUGCUUGGCUCUCUUCUCUACUUUCUGGAAUUUGGAAGUUUGCCUACGUCAGAUGGUGCCAUGCCAUGUUUUGAGAAGCAUUGAACUGUUCAUCGAGUUGUCGGAUUUUGAGGUGCUUAAUUUUUCCGGUCAUUGAGAAGAGGAGAAGAAAGGGAAGCAGAUAGUUAGUUGGGGUUCGAGGUGGAAUGGAGAAGGUCUCGUAUCCGGAGCACGUGCACUUGGGCUACAACUCGAGGAAGCUCUUCGGCAUCAAGAGUGCCAGCGCAAUCUCCUCCCCGAAGCCGCCCGGCCGCAUCUUCGACCCCGUUCCCAGCCCAUCCCUUCAGCCCGAAUUCGACUUUGCAGAUGUGUUUGGAGGCCCCCCACGAGCGGCGGCGGCGAAAGAGGCACCCCGCCUCAACAUAGAAGAGAGUCGCCGGAAUCUGCAGGAGAAACCGGUUUUUGGGGAGGGGAGCCCCACGCGUAGUCGGCUUCUCAGCGAAGACUUUUUCGCUGACAUAUAUGGAGGCAGCAACCUCACCGCUAACCGAAGGAGGCCGGAGAAGGUGGCCUUCUAUUCGAUGCCGGUCUCUCGCAUUCUCAGCCCGACUUGUUCAUCUCCUCCUAGAAUGCCGCCAUUAAGUCCCGGGCCCGCACUCCCUUCGAGGAUGAGUCAAUAUGCUGAACCAGGCAAGGAAGCACAAUCCCCAGCAUCUGCGAGCCUUAUAUGCCCUAACCCCUCUAGAUACAAUGACAAACUCUCCAACGCAAACGGUGUUCUGCAUUCACCUGUGCUUUCUGUCUCAAGCCCAAGAGAGCAGGCGUAUGGCUAUGAUAUUAACACUAGGCUUCCAGUUCCGCCAGUUCAAAGGCAAGCCGUCCUUAUAAACUAUUCUCAGCCAUCAAGCAGGCAAAGUAUGUCACCCCAUCAACGUACUGCUGAAAGACAAUCAAAGCUUACAGAGUCUAUCCGUAGAAAUCCAGAAGGUGAAGUUAAAGUGGAACCCGUAAGCACAACUCAUGGGUCUCAGAACCUGCAUAGCAGCAGCCAAUUUCACUUCUCCAUUCACAAGUGGGCAGGAAAAGGGGCAGCAUUUUUUAUGCCUGUGAAGCGUCGGGAUGAAAUCAAACAGGACCUUAAAGAAGAGAAGAUUAAUAGGCAGCAGAAAAUGUCCCCUCAUGAUGAUGCCAAACAAUCUGUGGCCCCUACUUCUAAUUCAGGACCCUUUCAAGCUCAUAUUUCAUCACCUCGCGAUCUAUAUCCAAGCAGAAAAGAAUAUCAUGAACAACAGGGAAAUAGGUUUUUUCAUGGUGAUUCAUGUAAUUUGUCCAGCCAAGAUAUACUUACAAGUGCUGGAAACUUUUAUCCUGAUCUGAAAGAAGAAUCAGGAUCUCAAGCAGGUCCUCUUUCAAGCUUGCUCAAAAAUGAUAAAGAAAUAUCAGUCAAAUCUCAAGCGGGUCACCUUGCAAAGUUGCUCAAAAAUGAUAAAGAAAUAUCAGGGAAGACUUGCAGUGUUGAUCAGAAGGAGGACGUGGUGCGAGACAGCAUCCGAACAAGCAAUGUCUACGAUAGGCAGGAGGAAGCAUCAGGAUGUUCUAGGCUGGACAAUGCAGAGGCAGCAAGACCAUGUUUAAAGACAGCGGAACCAAAUUCAGAUGCCAGUUUGCUUGAAAAUAGAACAAGGGGGAAAGUUAAAGAAUUCAUUAAGAUGUUUAAUCAAGAGGCACCUCAGAAGUUCACAUUUAAGGGUGAGAAACCUAGUAGGAAAGGCGUGGAAUCCUCUAAUGCAGAAGCAGAACCGAGGGCCUCCGGUGGAACUCAUAUAGCAUCAAAGCAUACUUCACCUGAGCCUGAGCAUGAAGAGGUCGAUAACUUUGAUCUGCAGUUCACUGUACAUGAGAUUCAUGAUCCAAGUCCUGAAAGCAACGACAAUUUUCAAUCUUGUGCUCAAGAAAGUCCUCAAGUGGUGCAUGAUCUUGCUGGCAGGUCACUUGACAAUCUGGGACGGCAAUUGGCUGACGAAAAGAAAAGCUCAAUUGCUCAACCUCAAGAUGAACUCCAGAAUUUGGACGCUAAAAUCAAGAAGUGGGCGCAUGGCAAAGAAGGAAAUAUCAGGUCACUUUUGUCAACAUUACAAUAUAUUCUAUGGCCAGAGAGUGGUUGGAAGCCAGUGCCCCUUGUUGAUAUAGUUGAGGGGACUGCGGUGAGACGGGCUUAUCAAAAAGCUAUGUUGUGCCUACACCCUGACAAGCUACAGCAGAAGGGUGGAACGAUUCCCCAAAAGUACACAGCCGAGCAAAUAUUUGAUAUAUUACAGGAUGCAUGGACAAAUUUCAACAACGUUGCUUCAUUUUAAAGCAGAAAGCAUUCUGCAUGGUGCAGAGUAUCAAUAUCAAUUCUUCGGCACAAAAUUUCAAAUAGCAAGUAUCAGCGGCUUACACACACACACACUCUCUCUCUCUCUCUCUUAUUUUGAGGUUUGUCUACGAUACGUUUGUUCCCAGGUCAGGUUAUUGCAACUGGGAAGAAAACCUAAAGGUUCCUCCCAAACUCAUCUGUGACUUGCAAGCAAUUUAUAAGUCCA
Molecule: messenger RNA, 2831 nt
Organism: Nymphaea colorata (pocket water lily)
Lineage: Eukaryota; Viridiplantae; Streptophyta; Magnoliopsida; Nymphaeales; Nymphaeaceae
Product: J domain-containing protein required for chloroplast accumulation response 1-like
Exons: 8
Coding region: 453-2603 (716 amino acids)
Biological process (GO): clathrin-dependent endocytosis; clathrin coat disassembly
Cellular component (GO): cytoplasm; vesicle; intracellular membrane-bounded organelle
Molecular function (GO): clathrin binding
Source: RefSeq, a predicted model, not a curated record